AUGUUGGAAACGCUCUUCUUGAUUGAACAGUCCAUGUCUUACCAACACAUGUUGGCUGCCCAAACAUACUUCUGUUUAGUGCUGUGCUUUAGUAUUGCAGGAUUAGAUUUUCUGGUGUGCACUUUGUGUGUAUAUUUGCAAAUUCAAUAUAAAAUACUUAAUUAUAAUGUACAAAAUUUAAAUAUUGGCGAAAUUCGAACGACUCAUGAAGAAAAAUUAUGUCAUACAAAAUUAAUUAAGUAUAUAAAACAUCACGACUUCCUAUUAAGAUAUAUGGAUCUAUUUAAUCGAACAUUCUCACAUGCGUUUUUCUUUCACGUCAUGUACGUCUUGUUUUCACUGUGCAGUGAACUGUACAUGGUAUCUGUGGCAACUAAGGCUUCCGAAAUAUUCAGGUGCAUGAAUUAUUCUUUCGGAAUUGUCGUUCAAAUGUUUAUACUGCAUUGCAUCCCAGCACAAAGUUUGUCAAAUGAGGCAGAACAAUUGCCCUUUGCAAUCUACAGUUCAAAUUGGUAUGCUCGACAUAGUGUAAAUAUGAGAAACAGUAUCAGAAUGAUGUUGAGGCGCAGUCAAGCACCUGUAGCAGUGUAUGGAGGAAAGUUUUAUAAAAUUAAUUAUGAAACAUGCAUGUAUGCAUUUAAGACAAGUCUGUCAUUUUACAUGAGUAUCACUACCAUCGGCCAAAAGGACAAAAACACUCUGUAGAUAUGAGCAUUAUACCCUAACUACAAUAGUGCAAAUAUGUAUAGUAAAUUUAAUAAACUAUUAAAUUAAAAACAAUUCAGAAUUUUAUUUACUUAAAAUGGUUGAUUGAUGCUUAAUAAAAAAAUUAAUAUUCAAGUUGGGUACU
This is a messenger RNA of Aethina tumida (small hive beetle), 850 nucleotides long. RefSeq names its product odorant receptor 33c-like. Bases 1 to 705 code for a protein of 234 amino acids. Gene Ontology annotation, biological process: detection of chemical stimulus involved in sensory perception of smell; sensory perception of smell. Gene Ontology annotation, cellular component: plasma membrane. The transcript is spliced from 6 exons. NCBI's taxonomy places the organism in Eukaryota, Metazoa, Arthropoda, Insecta, Coleoptera, Nitidulidae. The record is from RefSeq and is a predicted model, not a curated record. Gene Ontology annotation, molecular function: odorant binding; olfactory receptor activity.